AUGGCACGAUGCAUUCCUUGCCAUCGGAUGAAAAAGAAAGUGGUGAAAAACACCGCGACCGCUUUUUGCCUGGCCGACCAGUGGCGUAGCUGCUCUCCAACGCCCACAAUCGUCUCGAGGACAACCCAAGUCCACAGUCCGAUAGCGUUCGUGGCGUGGCCCGAUGGCAGUCCAUUGCUUACGAGACAUGAGCCUGCAGGACGUGGACUUUCGUCGCAGUCACCCAGUAUCUUCACCAGUAUGACAGUGUUGAGUACCGUAAGGAUAAUCGGCAGCAGGAUAGCAAACACGCGCAUGACAUCCCAGAUUGUGAUACUGUCGAGUGGCAUACUGAGCGAGAAGAAUUUGCGCAUGAUCCAAGUGCCAGUGCACGGCCCGCGUUCGCAACGCUUAGAGUCCUCGCCCCACAUCUCACAGCACUGCUCGAACGACGUGCAGCGCACAUAG
Messenger RNA from Phytophthora infestans T30-4, 447 nucleotides. RefSeq lists its product as uncharacterized. The coding region runs from base 1 to 447 and encodes 148 amino acids. Lineage: Eukaryota; Oomycota; Peronosporomycetes; Peronosporales; Peronosporaceae. The transcript has 3 exons. The record is from RefSeq and is a predicted model, not a curated record.